AUGUCGUCUUCCCCAGCAGCCCCUCUCAUGAUCGACCGUGCAGCUCGUCCCCGGACACGAAGCAGUCUGACCUUUGGCGGCAUCAAAACCAUCAGAAGUAAUCUCAGAGGCGUUUUACUGACCUUGUCCUGGCAAGACUCCCUUUCACAACUUACUGGCAUAAGAUUGAGCGAGGACAAGGCAAACCUGUUGCCAGCACGCGGCAGUCCCAGUCGUGGGACUCUCAGCCCGAGCAUGUCAAGAUACAUCAAGCAUGCUUCAGAAGAUGUCCAGCAAGUCUCCCAGCCUGAAGGCACGCAGCGAAAGACGCCGCUGUGGAGCCUUCUGCAAGCAAACAGGACUGGCAAGCUGCAUGCCUUGCUGGAGAAGCUGCGAAGUGAUCAGCAAGACAUGGAGCGUUCUGCAUCGGACCUGCAGAACUUGAAGGAGAAGUUCAAAGCAGCCAUGCUCACCGCACAUCGAACGGGUGAACUGCAUAAAGUGGCAGGUGAUUUGGCCCAGGAGGUGGAGCGGCAGGCAGAUGACUUCCAGCGGUUGAAACAGCGUGCGCUGGAGAGCCUUCUUCGCAUGAAGCGGGCAGGGAAGCUGGAGGAUUUUGCAGAGGAGAUGCGUCGGAUGCGGGAGUCGCAGGCCAGCACCGGCGCUGCGGUGCAGGCCGAGACCGACAGCGAGGCGGAAGCUGCUCAGUCGCAAAACGCCAAGAGCUUUCCUUCCAAAGGGCGCCUCUCUGCCAAGCAGCGCGCCCUCCAGAGCUUGCUGGAGAUGAAGCGCUCCGGCGAGCUACAAUUUCUGGCGGCAGAGAUGGAGUCGGCGCAGAGAAAGUUUGAAGCCAAAGCUGCUCAGUUCCGCGAGAUCUCUACGCGCAUGCGCCGUGGCAUGGUGAACGCGAAGCGUUCCGGGGAGCUGGAGCGAUUGGUCGGCGAGAUGACUGAGGUUCUGGAGACGCAGGCAGAGAGUAUCCGUACCCGCGUCCGCAAAGGCAUCCUUCGAGCGCAUCGGAGGGGAGAGCUGGAGGAUUUGCGGCAGGAGCUGGACGAGCUUGCGGAUGAGGUGCCUUCCAUGCGCACUACUCAUUCGGGCAAGAAGUGGCACGAGAUCAGCAGCGAUUCAGAUCUCGAUAGUCGGCACCGGAGUGGAAGCGAGUUCCGCGAUGAUGAGCUUUCUGAGAGCAACGAGGAGGGCAGUGAUGCAGAUGGAGCUGCCGCCAUGAGCAGCUGGCAGGCUGCGGCCAUGAAGCCUCGGAAGCGCUGGGCAGACAUGACCACAAGCAGCGACUCAGGUGCGGCGGCGCUUUCCUUCCAAGGCUGGACGGGCAACAAUCUUUUCAAGUUGUCGAAGGUGGCUUUCCGAGUCGGCAACACCACCAUGCUCUUCGUGAACGCCCAUCUCGCAGCGCAUGCGAACAAAAUGAAGGAGCGUACGCAGAACUUGCACCGCAUCCUUGCAGAUUCACCGCUACGCAAGCGGAAGGAUUUAAGUGGCGUCCAUGAGGAAUACGACCGCGUGUUCGUGAUGGGCGAUCUGAACACGCGAGUGGACGCCAGCAGAGCCGAAGUGGAUGCUUGGAUCAUGGACAAGCAGUUCGACAAGUGCCUGGCAAAGGACCAGCUGCUACCCUUGUUGAAAGGCCAUCCAGGUGGUGCGAGCCCCGUUGGAUUCUGGCCAGAAUUUGAGGAGGCAGAGAUCAAUUUUCCGCCGACGUACAAGUUUGACAAGCACUCGGACGUUUACGAUUCUUCCAAGAAGCAGCGCGUUCCGAGUUGGACGGACCGGAUUUUGUGGCGACGGGAUCCGCACAUCAAGCCGCUGGCGUACGACUCUGUACCCGCGCUGCAGUGCUCAGAUCAUCGUCCGGUGUUUGCGCAGUUCGAGGUGAUGGUGGAUUUUGAAGAUUGGUCGGGGCCACAAGUCCCGGAGCAAAGCAGGAGAAGCUCCGUUUGCUCUGUGCAGUGA
Molecule: messenger RNA, 1953 nt
Organism: Symbiodinium pilosum
Lineage: Eukaryota; Dinophyceae; Suessiales; Symbiodiniaceae
Source: the annotation of a GenBank genome assembly